CUUGCAACGAACGGAAUAUGGAUAAUACCACCACGCGGAGUCGUUUUUCGGAGAGCUCUAGCUGGCGAGGAGAGCGAAUGAAAUAAUCAGUCGGGCUGAAGGUGUUGACCAGGCAUGGCGUUGGGAAGCAAAGGGUGGUUGGCAUGGGCGAAUCCGAACCGCAUUCCGGCACGUGGAGUGCUCGGCGUAAUUUCCUUUUUCGGCUUCUUUGUCAACUACAUGCUGCGGGUCAACAUGAACAUCGCCAUCGUAUCCAUGACCGGAGGCGCGGGGACGGCCGCCGCCUCCGACGACUUCGUCCCCAACGAGUGCAUUUCGAACAGCAGCAGUUUCCGAAGCAACACCACCGCCACUGACGACGCCAAACAGGCGGACGUCGGCGAGUUCGCGUGGGACUCGCAGCUGCAGGGCAUCGUGCUCGGCUCCUUUUACUGGAGUUACAUCGUCAGUCUGGUGCCCGGGGGCAUGUUGGCCGAGCGGUACGGCACCAAAAUCGUCUACGGGGGCGCCAACCUUGUCCUCGGAAUCACCACCCUCGCCACCCCAGUCGCGGCCAGACUCAACUUUUGGCUCCUCAUCAGCAUCAGGCUCAUCCAAGGACUCGCGGCGGGCAUGACUUGGCCUGCAAUGCAUUCGAUGACGAGCCGUUGGAUUCCGCCGCACGAACGCAGCAAAUUUGUUUCAACGUAUAUGGGCAACGCGGUGGGCACUGCGGUGACCUAUCCACUGUGCGGCAUUCUGAUCGACGCCUUUGGCUGGGAGUCUGCCUUUUACGUCCCGGCCUUGAUUUGCAUCUCGUGGUGCGUCUGGUGGUGGUUCUGCGCGUUCGACUCGCCGGCCCAGCACCCCAGAAUCUCACCAAAAGAACUCGCUUUCCUGCAGAAAAAUGUCACCACGUCCAAAGAAAAGCUGAAGCUCCCUCUAAGGGAGGUGUUGAAAUCACCACCGUUCUGGGCCCUCAUGGUGGCAAACACCGGCUCGAUCUGGGCUUUCAUGACCGUAAUCACUUACGGGCCAACCUACCUCAAAGUGGUGCACGGUUUCAACAUCAGAGAAAAUGGGCUGGUGUCUGGAUUGCCAAAUGUGUCACGAUUUUUGGGCUCGCUUUUUUUCUCCUGGAUAAUCGAUUCGAUGAUUGCAACCAAAAAAUUGACAAUCACCGUCGCCAGAAAGGUCGCGACGGCCACAGCCGAGGUUCUUCCCGCCAUUUUAUUCUUGUUGAUGGGCAACGUGGGGUGCAACGCGACCGCCGAAGUUGCUAUCCUGACCCUGGCCUCCCUGUUUGGCGGAUGCGCCUCGUCAGGGCCCAUAGUCAACAGUGUCGACCUGGCGCCUAAUUUUUCAGGCUCCAUCCUUGGCCUCAUCAGCAUCGCUUCCAUGAGUGGUGGAUUUUUAGUCCCUCUGAUGGUUGGCGCCAUCAUCAGAGAAAACCAAUCUAUGGCCCAGUGGCGGAUUGUGUUCUUAAUCGCGUCCGUUCUGAACGUGUUUUGCACCAUUGUGUUCUCCGUGUGGGGCAGCGGCGAGGUCCAGUCUUGGAACGACCCCAAGAAAACCGACGAGGAAUCGUCUGAAGCGCCCAGCACGCCUCUCAAAUCAGUCACGUGAAUCGCCUUUCUGUGUCGUGUGAUCUGCAUAUCUAGUGUCGUGUGCUUCAAAAACAAAUAAAAUAAAAUAAAAACUUUGGAAGUGAAAAUCACUUGUGAGUUUGUUCCCUUGAAACAGUUACGAAUUGUACAAAUUUUGGCUCUCUCUUUGUUAUUAACAUAAUGUAUUUUUGUACAUUUUUCUUGAAAUUGUUUUUGUUUGAUGACAUUAUUGGACUUAACAGAUAAUUCUUAUUUUAAGAAAAAUACGAAAUUGAAUAAAAAAUCAUAUCU
Neocloeon triangulifer is the source of this 1877-nucleotide messenger RNA. RefSeq names its product sialin-like. Bases 115 to 1605 code for a protein of 496 amino acids. Gene Ontology annotation, molecular function: transmembrane transporter activity. Lineage: Eukaryota; Metazoa; Arthropoda; Insecta; Ephemeroptera; Baetidae. The transcript has 9 exons. Gene Ontology annotation, cellular component: plasma membrane. Gene Ontology annotation, biological process: transmembrane transport; monoatomic anion transport. The record is from RefSeq and is a predicted model, not a curated record.